Molecule: messenger RNA, 282 nt
Organism: Amoebophrya sp. A25
Lineage: Eukaryota; Dinophyceae; Syndiniales; Amoebophryaceae
Source: the annotation of a GenBank genome assembly
CUCGGCGCCGCCUCUGCUGUCAGUGGACAGUUGCCGAAGGUCGAUGAGGAAGCUGAGCUGCAGACGGAAGGAACUGGAGCAACAAAGAGGACUUCUAAAAAUCCAGAUCAAACCCAGGAGGAGAUCGAUCUAGAAUCUAUCCCCAUAGAUGUUGGCAUGAUGUUGAGACGGUUGGGUGCGAGUAACACCAACAUCAUCAACAACUCGGUGGCAAAAUUUGACAGCUAUUUGGACCAUGGCCAUGGUGCGCGUAGUUCAAAACGGUUUGGAGGUGGAGCAGCA